This is a messenger RNA of Lecanosticta acicola, 1980 nucleotides long. The record is from the annotation of a GenBank genome assembly. Lineage: Eukaryota; Fungi; Ascomycota; Dothideomycetes; Mycosphaerellales; Mycosphaerellaceae.
AUGACCACGGAUUGGGCUCCGUCUCGGGGGUCGAAGUCGCGCCCGCCCGAUGAGCAGGAUGAGAAGGCGUUCAGGGCCACGAGGGGCGGCACGGCGAGUGAUUUGCGCGACAUGGCGAGGAUGGGGAAGAGUCAGAAGUGAGUGAAGCCAGCGCCGCGCCUCUCCACCGCCCACAUUUCCAUCUCCAUCUCCAUCUCGACACGCGACGGAUAUGAGAGAGAGCAUUCUUGGGAGGAGGAGGAGGAAUCUUCUGGAGUGACUGCGAUGGAAGCUAGACGCGCCCUUUCCGCAAACAUGCGCUGACUGCAGGAAACCGCCAGAUUGCAACGGAAUUUCCGCCUCGUCACCAUGUUCGGAUUCAGUGCCAUCCUGAUGUGCUCCUGGGAAUCUCUACUAAGCACCAUGGGUAUCGCUCUCCAGAAUGGCGGCACCGCGGGUCUCAUCUGGACUUGGCUCAUUGUCUGGGUUGGAUUCACAUGCGUCUACAUGUCCAUGGCCGAGAUGGGCAGUAUGGCUCCCACCACCGGAGGGCAGUAUCACUGGGUAUCCGAGUUCUCGCCGAGGAGAUACCAGAAGCUCUUGAGUUACAUUGUUGGUGAGUAGAUGAGAGGAACAUCAGACGUGACGCUACUCGGCCAGCUGAUCUCUCUCGAAGGCUGGCUUGGUGUCCUCGGGUGGCAAGCUCUGCAGGCAUCCAUUGCCUUCCAAGCCGGCACCAUCAUUCAGGGGCUUCUGGUCCUCAAUUACCCAGACACUUACGCCUACGAACGAUGGCAUGGAACGCUACUCGUCAUCGCAGUGCUCGUAUUCGGCGCGCUCUUCAAUAUCUUCCUCGCCACCCGCCUUCAUCUGGUCGAAGGCUGUAUCCUGAUCGUACACGUAUAUGGAAUCAUCUGCGUCCUCGCACCACUAUGGAUUCUCUCCCCACGCUCCACUUCCGAAUUCGCUUGGCAGAAAUUCCAAGACCCCGGAUGGAACAGCCCUGGAGUAUCCGCCCUGAUUGGCAUGCAGGCUGCUGUAGUACCUCUGCUCGGUGCAGAUGCUUCGGUGCACAUGUCGGAGGAGCUUCGGGAUGCUGCGUAUACCUUGCCUCGCUCCAUGAUGUGGGCGCUCUUCAUCAACGGCGCCAUGGGAUGGCUCACCGCUAUCACGGCCUCUUACUGCAUCGGUGACCUGGCUACAGUACUCCAAACGCCGACCAACUACCCUUUCAUUCAGAUGUUCUACAAUUCCACCGGAUCACUGGCCGCGACGAACGCCAUGACUGCGAUCAUCGUCUUCAUGGACGGCUUCAGUGCAGUAACCAUCAUGGCCUCCGCUUCCCGGCAGAUGUUUGCCUUUGCAAGAGACAACGGAACACCCUUCGCGGAAUGGCUUUCCGAAGUCAGUCCAGCCCUUGAUGUACCCGUCAAUGCCGUGAUCGCAUCGACCGUGAUAUCAUGCCUCCUAUCCUUGAUCAACAUUGGAAGCACAGUCGCAUUCAACAGCCUGGUCUCCCUCACCAAUGGCGUGCUCAUGGUCUCUUACAGCGUCUGCGUCGGAUGCUUCCUGUGGAGAAGACUGUCCGGCCAGCCGAUGCUGCCGUCCAAGUUCAAUCUCGGCGCCCUGGGGCUGCCAAUCAAUCUGCUAGCAAUGGCGUUCCUCGUGGUUGUGUUUGUCAUGGUACACCCACCCCUAUGCCUCUUCCAAGACACGCCGCCACCUCAGUGCUGACCAGUAAAACAGGCCUUCUUCCCACCCACACCUCUCCCUUCCCUCACGCUUCCAUCCAUGAACUGGUCCUCGCUGGUUUUCAGCGUGGUCGCUCUCUGGGGCGUCGUUUUCUAUUUCCUCUGGGCGAGAUAUCGAUACGUCGGCAAGUAUUCCGUUGCGAGCCGUGUUUCGACUCUGGAAUGUGGUGCUAAUGUUGCUCUGCACAGGACCCGUGGAAUAUGUGCGGAAAUUGGAUUGAUGUUUGAAUAUCCGCAAAUAGAUCGAUAA